GAGAGUUCGCAAACGCCUCUCUUAAGAACGUAGCCGUUCUUCAUGUUAUACUAACGUCGGCAAUUUUGGGAAUCUCCGCCUUUGGCUUUAUGCAGACCCAUUCGACGCUGCUCCUGGCUACGUUUUAUGGUUGGUUUGUGGGACUAGUACUGAUCUGCUAUGCGGGACACCGUCUCAUGGAGAAGAGCGUGGCAUUAGGAGAUGAAAUAUAUCUGAAGAGUACAUGGGACGAUCUCGACAAAGGGGCACAAAUAGAUUUCGCUUUUGUAUUAUUGCGAAGUCAAAAACCUUUGGUAUUGAGAGGAGGACCUUUGGCAAUAAUGUCUUUGAAUGUUAUAAUACAGGUUUUAAAAGCCGCCAUGUCCUACAUCACUCUUCUUCGCGAAACACAGGAAGUAUAAUUCAUACCUGUCUAUUUAGACAACGUUACAUUUUGUGCAUUUACUUUGUAAUAUUCUGUACAACCGUUUUGCUGUCAAAAUGGUGGAUAUAAAACAAAGGGUGUUAAUAAAA
Messenger RNA from Cylas formicarius (sweet potato weevil), 513 nucleotides. RefSeq names its product odorant receptor Or2-like. The record is from RefSeq and is a predicted model, not a curated record. Bases 90 to 401 code for a protein of 103 amino acids. NCBI's taxonomy places the organism in Eukaryota, Metazoa, Arthropoda, Insecta, Coleoptera, Brentidae. Gene Ontology annotation, cellular component: plasma membrane. Gene Ontology annotation, molecular function: olfactory receptor activity; odorant binding. The transcript is spliced from 4 exons. Gene Ontology annotation, biological process: sensory perception of smell; detection of chemical stimulus involved in sensory perception of smell.